AUGGCUGAAUCAUUUCUCUUCACCAUCGCGGAGUCCCUCCUAACAAAGCUUGCUUCUCAUGCAUUUGAAGAAGCUUCUCGAGUGGUGGGUUUAUACGACAGUCUUCAAGAUUUUAACGACACUCUCUCUAUAGUCAAGGCUGUGCUGUUAGAUGCUGAACAAAAGCAAGAGCACGACCAUGAGCUGCGGGCAUGGCUCAAUCAGCUUAAAGCUGUCUUCUCUGAUGCCGAAGAUAUGCUGGAUGAAUUUGAGUGUCAAACACUACGAAAGAAAGUGGUCAAAGCUCAUGGCAACACCAAAGAGAAGGUAAGUCACUUCUUCUCAACCUCUAAUCCUCUAGUUUUUCGUUACAAGAUGGCUCACCAAAUUAAAGAUCUCACCGAAAGACUAGACAAGGUUGCAGAGCGUAGGAGUAAGUUUGGUCUUCAAAAAAUUGAUGCUGAUACACGUGUCGUUCAUACUAGAGAAAUGACACACUCCCGUCUGAGUGAUUUAGAUGUGAUAGGAAGGGAACACGACAAAGAAAAGAUCAUAGAGCUUUUGAUGCAGCAGAAUACUGAUGAUGAUGAUACUAGUCUCUCUGUUGUCCCCAUUGUGGGAAUUGGAGGCUUAGGAAAGACUACACUCGCAAAGUUUGUGUUCAAUGACAGCAGGAUCCAGGAGUGUUUCCCAUUGAAGAUGUGGGUUUGUGUUUCUGAUGACUUUGACGUUAAGCUGCUGAGUAUCAAAAUCAUCAAUUCUGCCAAUGAUCUAGCUUCUGCUGACGCUCCUCCUCACCUACAGAAUUUGAACAUGUUGGAUCUGGAACUACUGCAAAAGCAACUGACAAACAAACUUUCCGGUAAAAAAUUCCUACUCGUCUUGGACGACGUUUGGAACGAAGACCGUGUUAAGUGGAUGGAGUUGCGGAAUUUAAUCCAAGUAAGUGCAGUAGGAAGUAAAAUUCUAGUGACCACACGCAGUGCUUCAAUUGGUUCCAUGAUGGGCACAGUUCCCUCUCACAUUUUGAAAGGCCUUUCUCAAGAGCACUCUUUGUCUCUCUUUAUCAAAUGGGCAUUUAAAGAAGGAGAAGAGAAAAAACAUCCUCGCUUAGUAGACAUUGGCAGAGAAAUUGUGAAAAAAUGCAGAGGGGUUCCUUUGGCUGUGAGAACAUUAGGGAGUUUACUAUUCUCCAAAUUUGAGGCUAGUGAAUGGGAAUAUGUGAGGGAUAAUGAAAUUUGGAAUUUGCCUCAGACAAAGGAUGGCAUUUUACCUGCUCUUAAAUUAAGUUAUGAUCUCAUGCCGUCUUAUCUAAGGCAAUGUUUUCCAUUGUUUUCUCUUUACCCAAAGGAUUAUGAAUUCAACAGUUUUGAGGUGACUACUCUUUGGGGGGCACUCGGACUCCUCGAAUCACAAAAAAAUAAUAGAAGGCUGGAAGAUGUUGCCAACCAGUAUUUGUAUGAACUACUAUCGAGAUCUUUUCUUCAAGAUUUUGCGGACAAUGGCACUGUUUAUGGAUUUAGAAUACAUGAUUUGAUGCAUGAUCUUGCUCUAACGGUUGCAAAAGAUGAGUGUCUACAAAUAAAUUCCAUCAUUGAAAACAUUCCAGAGAAUGUUCUGCAUCUGUCUUUUGUUGAAAGUAAUCUGUUUGGAAAUUUACGAAGGAGAAAAGCACUACCUGUGAGAACCGUACUGUUUCCAAAUGGUGCAGAAGAUGCCAACUGUGAAGCUUUACUAAAGACUUGUUUGUCAAAGUUCAAAUAUUUGAGAGUUUUGGAUUUAAAUGGUUCGACAUUGGAGACUUUGCCCCGUAGCAUUGGUAAGUUGAAACACUUGAGAUAUUUGGAUAUUAGCAAAAGUCAAAUGAUUAAGAGACUCCCCAAUUCUAUAUGCAAGCUCCAAAAUCUGCAAGUGUUGAAGCUUGACGGGUGCAUGAAGCUGGAAGCAUUGCCCAAAGGACUAAGAAAGUUAGUAAGUCUCCGGCAUUUGGAGUUCAGCACAAAGCAAUCUGUUUUGCCUGAAGAUGAGAUUGCUAGCCUGGGCUUGCUUGCAAAUCUGUCUAUUGAAUCAAGCCGUAAAUUGAAGUCUAUCUUCGAAGGGGUGAAAUUCCCUGCUGUUAAAGUAUUGAAUGUCAGUGACUGUCAGAGUCUAAAGUCUUUGCCACUGGAUGGUACACAUUUUCCUGAAUUAGAAACUUUGUUUGUUGAAGACUGUGAUGAUUUGGACUUGGAACUGUGUAAGGGCCACAAUGAAGCACAGAGCCCCAGGCUGAAGUUAAAAACUGUUGAAUUUUCAACUUUAUCACAGCUACUGGCCUUGCCUAAAUGGCUUGAAGAAGCUGCCAACUCCUUACAGUGUUUGCAUAUUUCAAAUUGCGACAACAUUGAAACACUUCCAGACUGGCUGGCAACUUUCACCAAUCUGAAAACACUUUGUAUAACAGAUUGUCCGAAGUUGGUAUCUCUCCCAGAUAACAUCCAUCACCUCACCACACUUGAAAGCUUGAGGAUUGAAGGUUGUCCUGACUUGUGCAAAAAAUAUCAGUCCCAUGUUGGAGAGUUGUGGCCCAAAAUAUCACACAUCAAAGACACUUUCAUUGAUAAUCCAGAAGAGCUGGAGAAGAAUUAG
Molecule: messenger RNA, 2607 nt
Organism: Sphenostylis stenocarpa
Lineage: Eukaryota; Viridiplantae; Streptophyta; Magnoliopsida; Fabales; Fabaceae
Source: the annotation of a GenBank genome assembly